This is a messenger RNA of Closterium sp. NIES-67, 3810 nucleotides long. NCBI's taxonomy places the organism in Eukaryota, Viridiplantae, Streptophyta, Zygnematophyceae, Desmidiales, Closteriaceae. The record is from the annotation of a GenBank genome assembly.
GCGCGAUGCGGUAGCGCAACUUGCUAUGAGUCACGCCCUUCCCCUGUUUGAGCGUCCCCGCUUUACUGCUGUAACGAUUACGAAGGAAUACUAAGAUGCAGUCAUCGCAUGCUAUUCCACUCCCUCCUCCGCCUCAGCCGGUCGUGUGAUCCUGCCCAUGCUGUUCCUAGAUCUUGCGUCCUUCCCCAAUGUCGCUGACCUUGCCACUCAUCUGCGUGCACUUGAGACUAGUUGCCGCGCUGCUAGCACUGAGGCCCAACUCACUGCAUUCCCUCCUCCCCUCUACGAUACCCUUUAUCUCAUUACCGUACGCAUUCCUGACAGCCUUGCCCUGCCCGCGGCCACUCCUUAGUCAGCACCCAGGUGACCUCACCCUUCCUGCCUUUGUCACCACCCUGUCCGCGAUAGUGACCCGCCAGCGCACUAUUGCUCAGUCUAUUGGUACUGCGGCAGUCCCUAUCUUCCAGGGCUGUGCUCCCUCCCAGUGCACUUACUCUGACGACUCUGCCGCUAUUGCUGAGACGGCUCCUACUGCUGAGACCGCUGUGGCGGCCUCGGGGCAGGCUCGUCAGGUACCAGCUUCAGUCUGGCCCCCGCCGCGGCCCUGUCUCUGACCGUCACGGUCACACCGUCGCCCGCUGCUACCGCCGCCUGGACGACCUCUUCCGUCUCCGCUUCGACCCCGUGUCGGACUCCCCCGACUGGUACAGACUGGUGCGUCGCCGUGUGCUUGUCUUUGAGCUGGAUAUAGAUCGCAUUAGGUCUGCUAUUUAUGUCAUGCAUGCUGAAGACUCUAGUGUGAUUGGACUCUAUUACCCAUUGUUGCCUAGUGUAAGUGUGUCCACUUUGUGUAGCCUAGGUUAUUCUGCUGCGUCUGGCAUAGGACCACCUACCUUGUUUAGCCUCGGCUCCACUCUAACUCCUCCGCCUUCAGAUGCCAUCACCGCGCUCUCUUUCACGCAAGAGAUGGGUGUGCUUGCCUGCUUCGUUCGCGACCACAUUGCACUCACGCCGCUUGCUGCCCCUGCCGCUGUAGUGCUCUCUGACCCCUCCCCAGGUCCAAAAGUUGCACGUAGCUCCACUAUCCUUCCCUCUCCGGAGCUUCCCUCGGGCUCUCUUACAGGCUUGCACAUCCCCUCAAGGCCGACAUGCCUGACGUUCUUAUCUCAUGCGUUGUAGAUGCGUGAGUCCACCGCGACUUCCUUGAGCUGCGUCUUCACUCCGACCGUGUCGGCGAAUUUGCCUCCUGUCGGCUUGGCAAGUUCUGUCAUGCGGAGGGCAUCACCCAAUCGUACGCUCUGCCGGACUCCCCACAGCAGAAUGGUGUCUCUGAGCGACGCAUCGGUUUGGACAUGAAGGUGGCUCGUACCUCCAUGAUCCAUGCCAGUGCACCCCAUUUUCUGUUCGCUGUUCGCUACGGCACUCACCAGCUUAACCUCUGGUCACACUCCCAGCGGCCGCAGGUUUCGCCGACACUCCUCUGAACCGGUUCCCCUGGUGACGCGUCUGCGUUCCACUUUUGGGGUUGCCUUGCUCACAUUCGUGCCUCUGGCACGGACAAGCUCACUAUCCUCUGUGUCUUCCUUGGCUUCCCCCUAGGUGCGUCUGACUGGCACUUUUACCACCUGCCGUCUCACAAUUUUUUUCACUCUCGUGACGUCAGUUUUGACGAGUCUGUUUCCUCCUAUACCCGCUUUCCUCACCGAGGUCUCCCGGUUGCCCCGCCCCUGUUCCUCGUCCCCACUCCCCGUCCUGCCCCGUCUGGUGUGUCUCACGUUACUCCCCCGCCAUCGCUCGUCCCGGUGGAAGAGUCGGCUGACUCUGGUGGCCCUGCGGCUCCGGGUUUGUCGCCUGUCUCCGCCCCAAUUGCUCCUCCUCCACCACCGCAGCCGCAGUCGCCGUUGGCACUGCAGCAGCUAUCGUCGUCGCUGCCACAGCAGCAGCCGCCGCCACCGCCGCAGGGGUUCGAGAGCUAUGGGGGUGCGGGCAUUGAGGAGGGUGUUGGUUCUGGGAGUGCUGGUUCUGGGGGUGCUCGUCCUGGGGGUACUGCCGUGGCUUGUCCCGGCAGUCGUGGGGUUGGCACGGAUGCUGGAGAGGUUUCUCAUUUUGGGGGUGUUGGCGUGGAGCGUCCCGGAGGUAGCCGUGGUGCAACUAGAGGUUUUGGUGUCGACAUAGAGCAGUAGCAGCAGCAUUCGCCGCCGGUGUCCGCUCUUUGCCUCCUCGGUCUUCCUUUCCCCGACACCCUGCCUCCGCCUCCCUUGCCGCCGCCUCCUCCACCUGUUUGCGGCGCCGUGUUUCCUCCUCCGGACUUGUCCCCAGCAUUUCCCCCCUCGUUCUCCUGCUGUGUCUCCUCCCUUGACUCCUGACCCGACCCCCCCCUCCCGCUGGUGGUCUCACCGUGCCAAUCGUGCUCGUCUAGUCUCUCCGGUUCAGCGCUCUCACCCUAUGCUGCUCCGUUCUCACUCAUCUUGUGCUCCCGUUCUACCGUCGCCUCCUCAGUCGUUGCUUGUUGUCUCCCCUCCUCCUCUCUCUGACUUCCACCAUGCCUGCUUGUCCCUCGCGUUCUCACUUCUAUUGUUACCGACCCGUCCGUUCCUGUCUCUAGUCUUGACGCUCUUGUCGUUGCCGUCGCUGACUUUGCCUCUACCCACCGCCUUGACUACACCACCGCUUUGGUUUUUGACCCUGCCCAUCCUCUGUCCGUCGGGGGUGCACCUGUCCUUGGUAGUGGCGUUCUAGAGGACAGACAGUAUGAGCUUGCUUUCCUGUCCGAGGCCGCUCCCCAUUUCUGCUCCAUGCUGCUAGUCCCUGAGGGUGACACAGACGCCCUUGACAUCCCGACCCCUUGCACGUACGCUGAGGUGACCUUGGGACUCUGUGCCUCUCUGUGGAUAGCUGCCAUGGAUACGGUGUUGGCAUCUUGGAGAUCCACCGGCACCUACGUUGGCGUAGUUCCCCCACAUGGGAUGAACGUAGUCGAUGGCCGAUGGCUCUUCAAGAUGAAGCGCCCUCCUGGAGAGCCGUCGGUGUUCAAGGCGCGCUCCAUUGCUAGAGGCUGCUACACUAGCAGCACAGCGUGACUACGAGCUGCACUCCCUCGACUUCUCCACAUCGUUUCUCCAGGGAAGUCUGCACGAGUAGGUCUACGUGCGCCGUCCGCCCGGCUUCACCAGCACCUUCGCCCCUGGUACCGAGUGGCUCUUCCGGCGCCCGGUUUACGACCUGCGGCAGGUGCCCUAUGAGUGGCACGACACGCUGCGUGCUAUAUUAGCUAAUCUGUAGUUCUUCUCGUCGUCUGCAGACCGUUCGCUCUUUGUUCAUUCAGGCCAGACCGCGCUCUACAUCCUUGUCUACGUAGACGACCUGGUCUUCGCUACUAUAGACAGAGACGCACUGCCUCGGUAAAGGCUGAGCUACUAAGGAGACACACCUGCACUGACCUAGGAGAGCUGCGCCGUUACCUUGGCCUGCAGAUCUCCAGAGGGACACAUCAGCGCGCACCAUCACUCUCACACAGUCACACUUGGUGCGCCAGGUCCUUCAGAGGUUCGGUCUUCAGUUCUCCUCCGCACAGCCCACUCCUCUGCCAGCAGAUCAUAGGCUCUCAGCUCCACUCCUUGAGGAGUCUAUGGAGGUUGGACUAGUAGUGCCACCCUAAGUUGUGUGUCUCUUGCUAGUCGUUGCCCCUUGUCUAGCCUAGGGGAUGUGUCAACAUCUAUUUGUAUAUGUAAUAGGCUAGAUAGAUGCAUGCUCAUAGAGAGUACAUCUGCUUAGAACAAAACCACCCUGUAUCACUCAUUCUAGUUAAUU